This is a messenger RNA of Aspergillus ruber CBS 135680, 1692 nucleotides long. RefSeq names its product phenylalanine--tRNA ligase. Gene Ontology annotation, biological process: phenylalanyl-tRNA aminoacylation. Lineage: Eukaryota; Fungi; Ascomycota; Eurotiomycetes; Eurotiales; Aspergillaceae. The transcript has a single exon. Gene Ontology annotation, molecular function: phenylalanine-tRNA ligase activity; ATP binding; tRNA binding. Gene Ontology annotation, cellular component: cytoplasm; mitochondrion. The record is from RefSeq and is a predicted model, not a curated record. The coding region runs from base 36 to 1589 and encodes 517 amino acids.
CAUUGAUCAUUGCCUAACAGCAGAAAUCUUACGCUAUGCGAUUGUUGGCCACUGGCCGUGCCCUGCGCGCUAGCAGUGGCAGAUGGUCCACUGCGGCGCCUCGUCGCAGCAUACUGCCAUUGGUACGUCGUCCGGAGAACUGGAUAACCCCACGGAGGGACUGGAGCUCUACAGCUGCUCGCAGAACGGAGGAAAAUGCAGAUGCCGCCAAGGUCGCCGGGACAAACCCCAAGAAUAAGCAGAAGGAUACCCUCACGAUCGAAGGACAGUCGUACAAGACAGAUGAGUGGACGAACGCGCGAGAAUCGAUUCUGUCCCACGUUGGCCGUCAACUUUAUCUUGACGAGAACCAUCCUCUUACGAUUACGCGGAAGCUCAUCGAGAGCCAGUUUCCCGGCCCCAUCUACGGUAACUACGCUGAAACGAAUCCGGUCGUCUCGACGAGGGACAACUUCGAUGUGCUGGGCUUCCCUUCGGAUCAUCCCGGCCGCAGCCGUACGGAUACCUACUACAUCAACGAAACUACCCUUCUGAGAACACAUACCAGUGCGCACCAGCAGGCAUACUUCCAACAGAUUAAUCGCAAUGAGAGUACUCGCCCGGAAGAGCGUGGGUAUACUGUGGUUGCGGAUGUUUACCGGAGAGAUGCGAUUGAUCGCAGUCACUACCCCGUUUUCCACCAGAUGGAGGGUGCUAUGCUGUGGAAGCGUCCUGAUCAGGAGCCGUUGAAACAUUCGAGUGAAACAGCUGCGGCUAUCAUUGAGGAUUUGAAGCGCAUUCCCGCGCACGAUGUCGUCGUUGAGGAUCCCAACCCCACUAUCCACGCUGAGCGGAACCCCCUCCAAGCUGGGCACCACACUCAAGUGGAAGUGGAGGCCAUUGCGGCGCAUCUCAAGCGGUCGUUGGAGAAGAUGGUGAUCAAGAUCUUCACCGAGGCGAGCAAGGCAGCGGUCGCCCAUGCAGGCGGUGCCGCUGAGACAGAGCCAUUGAAGGUCCGCUGGGUGGAAGCAUACUUCCCCUUCACCAGUCCGUCCUGGGAACUCGAGGUCUUUUGGCAGGGUGACUGGCUCGAGAUUCUGGGCUGCGGAGUUAUUAAGCAGGACCUCCUUAACAACUCCGACGUGUCAAACCGCGUCGGAUGGGCUUUUGGCCUUGGUCUCGAGCGUAUUGCCAUGCUCCUCUUCAACAUCCCCGACAUUCGUCUCUUCUGGUCGCGCGAUUCGCGAUUCCUCUCCCAGUUCAAGGAAGGGCAAAUCACCCGCUUUGAGCCCUUCUCCAAGCACCCAGCAUGCUACAAAGACGUUGCCUUCUGGCUACCACUAGCCACUUCGACAGCAUCAGCAGCCGGCGGCACCGUCCCAUUUCACGAGAACGACGUCAUGGAGAUCGUCCGUGAGAUUGGCGGCGACCUGGUUGAAGACGUUAUGCUUAUUGACGAGUUCACGCACCCCAAGAAGCGCAGGACGAGCAUGUGCUACCGUAUCAACUACCGGAGUUUGGAGCGCACACUGACGAAUGAAAAGGUUAAUGAUUUGCAUGAGAAGGUGCGGGAGAGGCUGGUUAAGCAGCUUGGGGUUGAGCUGCGGUGAUGUCUGUACAAUUAUAUCAUGAUAUCUGUAAUUAGACUAAAUUCAACGUAUGACUACGAUUCCACUCAUCCGAUUGUUUAGUGGUAAAUAUAGGAAAGCCCGG